Bubalus bubalis (water buffalo) is the source of this 1184-nucleotide messenger RNA. It is a transcript of the gene NOSIP, whose product is annotated as nitric oxide synthase interacting protein. Gene Ontology annotation, molecular function: ubiquitin protein ligase activity. The record is from RefSeq and is a predicted model, not a curated record. Lineage: Eukaryota; Metazoa; Chordata; Mammalia; Artiodactyla; Bovidae. Gene Ontology annotation, cellular component: nucleus. The transcript has 9 exons. Bases 241 to 1149 code for a protein of 302 amino acids.
CUCCGCCUCUAGGGGCAGAACUACUUCCGGUCUCUUCCCCGGGCGGAAGCGUCGGAGCGGAGAGGGAAAACAGCGCUCCUUUCCGGUGUAGGGGUACUGUUGAAGUAGCCACCGAGGGAAGAGGGGUCGUCUGUGAGCUUCCCCAUCAGGUCAGCUCGGGGACCAUAAAGGUCCAGUCCUCUCUGUGUGGGCUCCCUCCGGUCACCACCGCCUUGCAGCUACCCCUUCCUCCCCCGCAGGAUGACGCGGCACGGCAAGAACUGCACAGCAGGGGCCGUCUACACCUACCAUGAGAAAAAGAAGGACACAGCGGCCUCAGGCUAUGGCACCCAGAACAUUCGACUGAGCCGGGAUGCCGUCAAGGACUUCGACUGCUGCUGCCUCUCACUGCAGCCCUGCCACGACCCUGUCGUCACCCCAGAUGGCUACCUGUAUGAGCGGGAAGCAAUCCUCGAGUACAUUUUGCACCAGAAGAAGGAAAUUGCCCGGCAGAUGAAGGCCUAUGAGAAGCAGCGGGGCGCCCGGCGAGAGGAGCAGAAGGAGCUGCAGCGGGCAGCGGCGCAGGACCAUGUGCGGGGCUUCUUGGAGAAGGAGGCAGCCAUCGUGAGCCGGCCCCUCAACCCCUUCAUGCCCAAGGCCGCCUCGGCAGGGAACGGCCCAGACGAUGCCCAACCCGGGUCCAGUGGAGGCCCUGCAGGCAAGGACAAGGACAAAGCGCUGCCCAGCUUCUGGAUCCCGUCGCUGACCCCCGAGGCGAAGGCCACGAAGCUGGAGAAGCCGUCGCGCAUCGUGACCUGCCCCAUGUCCGGGAAGCCGCUGCGCAUGUCCGACCUGACGCCGGUGCGCUUCACGCCGCUGGACAGCUCCGUGGACCGUGUGGGGCUCAUCACGCGCAGCGAGCGCUACGUGUGCGCUGUGACCCGCGACAGCCUGAGCAACGCCACGCCGUGCGCCGUGCUGCGGCCCUCUGGGGCUGUGGUCACCCUGGAGUGCGUGGAGAAGCUGAUUCGCAAGGACAUGGUGGACCCGGUGACCGGGGAGAAGCUCACGGACCGUGACAUCAUCGUGCUGCAGCGGGGUGGCACCGGCUUCGCGGGCUCCGGAGUGAAGCUGCAGGCGGAGAAGUCCCGGCCGGUGAUGCAGGCCUGAGCGCGGGAAACCAAAUAAAAGGGGCUUGGACGCAA